This is a messenger RNA of Histoplasma mississippiense, 3393 nucleotides long. RefSeq lists its product with no specific name. The record is from RefSeq and is a predicted model, not a curated record. NCBI's taxonomy places the organism in Eukaryota, Fungi, Ascomycota, Eurotiomycetes, Onygenales, Ajellomycetaceae. Gene Ontology annotation, biological process: amino acid activation for nonribosomal peptide biosynthetic process; secondary metabolite biosynthetic process. The transcript is spliced from 7 exons. Gene Ontology annotation, molecular function: catalytic activity; phosphopantetheine binding. The coding region runs from base 1 to 3393 and encodes 1130 amino acids. Gene Ontology annotation, cellular component: cytoplasm.
AUGGCCAUCCGCGCAAGUAGCCAGAACCAUAACCCUGGCGCUGCUCGGCUUCCGCGUCGGGUCGCGGUUCAAUCUGAUCCUGUCAGCCGGGAGGCGCAUACAGACUUGGCCAACGACGCGGCAGCGCGAGAACAGAAUCUGGACCGCUCCGACCCGACAAUAUUCACCGAAGGGCAUGGUCGCGAAUCACCGAACCCUGAAGUGGACCUAUCAGGCACCGUUGGCUGGUUCACGACAUUGACUCCGAUUUACGCUUACGCUGAAGACAGCGAUAGUUUGAUAGAUGUCAUACGGAAAAUAAAAGAUGUACGUAGGCGAAUCCCCGGGAAUGGCCAGCCAUAUUUCGCCUCACGAUUCUUCAAUGAUUCGGCUUGGGCAGAAUUCCGAAAGCAUGAGAAGAUGGAGAUCGUUGUGAACUUUAUCGGAAGCACCAGUCACUUAAGACAGCCUGGAUCAUCAUUCCGCAUGGAAGAUUUAGAAGGAGACUCCCUAGCGAGAUUCGGUCAGGGUGUCAAUCGUCUGGCGAUCUUCGAAAUAACCAUUGAAGCGAAAGAGGAUGGACUACACGUACUAGAUGAGUUGGUGAGAACCCAGCUGAGGUUAAUCACGCCCAACUUGGACAAUAUCCAGGAUGUAUACCCCUGUUCGCCAAUGCAACAGGGUAUUUUAUUAGAAAUCAGCCAUGUGUUGGUCGACGCGACAUCGAUUUUCGUCCUGCUUCGAGAUUUAGCCCUGGCGUAUGAUGGAUCUUUGUCAUUAGUUCCUGGUCCUUCAUACCGCUCCUAUGUUGAAUAUAUCGCGCAGCAAAAUCGGAUCCUGAACAUUGAGUAUUGGAAAAGCUACCUUGAUGGUGCCGAGAUAACACACUUUCCUCAGCUUGAAGGAGAUAAAAUGUCCAUGUCAACAGGGAUUGUUUCUUUUGAAAUUCCUGAUCUCGUGUCUCUUCUCCAAUUCUGUUCCACAUAUCAAUUAACCCAGGCGAGCGUGUUCCAGACUGCUUGGGCGCUGAUAUUACACAAGUACACCAACUUGGAUCACGUAUGUUUCGGGUACCUUUCUGGAGGAAGAGACGCACCUAUUGAUGGCAUCGAAGAUGCUGUGGGGACCUUUGUCAAUAUGAUGAUCUGCCAUCAAUCGCUAGCAAGCUCAACAGUCAUCGUUGAUGCGGUGUCGAAAGUGCAGGACGACUUCCUAAAUGGCCUUGGGCACCAGCAUUGUGCAUUAGCUGACAUGAUAGCGGGAGCGGACCUUCCGAGCGAUCUGUUUAAUACUGUCAUGUCCUACCGACACGGCUUUUCAGAAUCUGACCUGAAUCCGAGAAUGCUUAGAUUCGACGGUAUGAGAGGGGACGAUCCCACGGAGUACGACAUCCUUCUCAACAUCGAAUGCGGACACAACAAGAUACUCGUAUCCAUGCGCUAUUCUUUAUCCAUAAUGUCAUCUGAAGUAGCGGCGAGUGUUGGGAACGCCUUUUUGCAGGUAAUUGAGUCCAUUGUGAGUGAUAGACUUAACACCAUAUCCGACAUCUCACUCCUCCAUGACCGAGAUCGGCGUAUAUUCGAUGAAGCAAACGGGUCACUUCCUGAAACCGUGUCUGCAACUGUUCACGACUCUGUUAUACAACAAACUAAGCGCCGACCCAAUUCAGACGCAAUGACAUCUUGGGAUGGUAAUUUGACAUACACGCAACUUGAUAAACUUUCUUCAAGUCUUGCAGAGCAUUUGAUAUCUCUCAAUGUGGGGUCGCAGGUCCGAAUAGUCCCUAUAUGUUCCGAAAAGUCUUUGUGGGCUGUUGUUUCUAUGCUUGCCGUUUUGAAGACAGGUGCUGUAUUCGUCUGCCUACCCAUCAAUCAUCCUAUCCAACGCCUCGAAACCAUAUUAAGGGAGAUCGAGGCUCCCAUGAUAUUAACGAGCACCACACAAGGAGGCCGUUUCUUGAAUUCUGCGCUGUCUAUCAUAUGCUUGAGUUCGGGAUUUUUACACAACCUUCCCACCCCUUCGCGACAGCUGCCCAAGGUCGAUCCGGAAGAUACAGUUUUUUUGAUGUUUACAUCAGGAAGCACUGGGCGGCCAAAAGGUAUAUUGAUUUCCCAUCAAUCGCUAUGUUCCAGCGCCGCAGCCCAUGGCCAGCGCUGGGACAUUGAUUCUCAAAGCAGGGUAUUCCAGUACGCAGCCUUUACUCACGACGUGAGUAUAACGGACGUAUUUACAACAUUGAUUCGUGGAGGCUGUGUUUGCAUUCCAUCUGAAGAGCAGAGAAUGGAUGAUAUCGCAGGUGCUAUGCGGAAUAUGCGAGUCAAUUGGUGUUUCCUCACCCCUAGCGUUGCAGAUUUGUUACAACCAGAAGAAGUUCCAAGUCUUCGAACGCUUGUCCUCGGCGGAGAGGCAGCUACAAUUGAGAACAUCAAUUGUUGGGCACACGCAGUGAAAUUGAUUAUUUGCUAUGGACCAGCUGAAUGUUCCGUGUACGCCACUGGAACCGACUCUGUGUUGAAAACCUCCGACCCAACGAAUAUCGGCAGACCAAUAGGCUGCAGAGUUUGGAUAGUUGAUCAGUCUGACCAUCGUUCCCUAUUACCUCUCGGUGCUGUUGGCGAAAUUCUCAUUGAAGGGCCAGGCACAUACGACGUAUCAUGGUGCUCGUCGCAUGAGCAGCAACAGAUGACAGUGGUUCAAAAGAAGUUGCGUAUCAUGUGGGCUAGUUAUCUCGACCUCGCCGAACAUUCAAUAGGUAUAAACGAUAACUUUUUUAACCUUGGUGGUGAUUCUGUCUCCGCAAUCCGCCUCGCCAGCGCCGCUCGUUCCAAUGGGAUUUCUCUUACAGUCUCUGAUAUAUUUCGAUGUCCCACUCUACUCAGUAUGGCUGCAGCUUCCAAGGAGACGAACUGUAAGGAGGAUGAAGCAGUGAUACCGUUUUCAUUAUCUAACAUCGAACAAAAUGAUUUAUCGCAGAAACUACAUGAGAUCGCAUUUGUUUGCGGGAUUCAACCGAAUCAAAUCGAAGAUAUCUACCCCUGUUCCCCCCUUCAAGAGGGCCUCCUGGCCUUGAGCAUGCAAACCCAAUCAGCCUAUACCCUGAGGAGGGUUUUUCGUCUUGGGUCGAGAAUUGACCUUGAAGAGUUCAAAAAUGCAUGGCAAACUUUUAUCAAUGCCUUACCUAUUCUCAGAACCCGAGUUGUUAAGAUUGAGUCAGGCUUUUCGCAAGUCGUGAUCAAGGAGAACGACAUUACAUGGCGCGAAGAGAGUUCUCUGGACAAAUUCGUUGAAUGCGAUUCAAAUAUGAGUAUCUCAGACGGCGCUCCGCUCCACCGCUUGGUAUGGUUAUCGAUGAUGCUGGCGGCAGGUACUUCAUAUGGACUGUUCAUCACGCGAUCUUCGAUGCAUGGAGCAUAG